This is a messenger RNA of Dermacentor andersoni, 4270 nucleotides long. It is a transcript of the gene Art3, whose product is annotated as arginine methyltransferase 3. Gene Ontology annotation, molecular function: histone methyltransferase activity; protein-arginine N-methyltransferase activity. NCBI's taxonomy places the organism in Eukaryota, Metazoa, Arthropoda, Arachnida, Ixodida, Ixodidae. Gene Ontology annotation, biological process: chromatin remodeling; peptidyl-arginine methylation, to asymmetrical-dimethyl arginine. Gene Ontology annotation, cellular component: nucleus. The record is from RefSeq and is a predicted model, not a curated record.
GAGUCUGUUUACAGUUAUCGCGAACGAGCGGUGAGCGGUCUGCUGGCGCACGUGGGUUUACUUGUACACUCGAUCAUGUGUAGUACGAUGUCCGAUGACGAAAACGAUGCGGCGUGGGACAGCGCGGAGGAAUUGGAGACCGAGCGCGAAGACAGCGCGUGCCUGUUCUGCGGCGAAGUGCGCGCUUCACCAGAGCUCGUGUACGAGCACUGCGCGCAUGACCACGCGUUCUCCAUCAAGCAUGUGGUUGAACGCUUGCAGCUGGACUGCUUCGGGUACAUCAAGAUGGUCAACUACGUCCGUAAACACAAAACAAGCCCGGAGGCUCUACAGACUGCUGAUCCACAAUGCCUUCCCUGGGAGGAUGACCAAUACCUUGUGCCAGUUGUGCAAGAUGACUUGCUCUUAACCUAUGAUGUGGAAGAACUCUUGAAUGCCAGUGCAAAACCUGAGGAUGAGUGUCGCCAACUGCGUGACCGGCUUUCUCAGGCUGAGCAAGCCAUCGAGCGCAUGAGGGAAGUGGCAGAAAGCUGGCUGCAGUCGAACGAGCAAGCACAGCCCAUUGAACAUGAUGAGCCUUACUUUGAGUCAUAUGGACACCAUGGCAUCCACCUUGAGAUGCUGUCUGACAGGCCACGGAUGGAUUCAUACCGCAAGGCCAUCGAGCUAAAUGCUGACACCUGCAUUCGAAAUUGCACUGUGCUUGACGUUGGGUGUGGCACUGGCAUCCUCUCCAUGUUGUGUGCUCGGGCUGGUGCACGCAGUGUAGUGGGAAUCGACCAAUCGGGUGUUGUCUACAAUGCAAUGGACAUUGUCAGGGAGAAUGGUCUGUCAGAGCGAGUGACCCUGGUGCAUGGCCGCGUGGAGGAAUUGGAGCUCCCCGAGCGUGUGGACGUGCUGGUGUCCGAGUGGAUGGGCUACUUCCUCCUCUUCGAAGGCAUGCUUGGCAGUGUGCUUCAGGCCAGGGACCGGCUACUGCGGCCGGGAGGGUUGAUGCUACCCAGCCGGUGCCAGCUCUUCCUGGUGGCUCUCAGUGACACUAACAUUCAUCGACGAAUGGUGAGCUUCUGGGAUGAUGUAGAAGGCUUCAAGAUGACCUGCAUGCGGAAGGAAGUGCUUGGCGAGGCCCAUGUGAUGGACGCCCCAGCUUCAAGUGUCUGCUCCGAGCGACCAGCCCUUCUGUUGAACUCCCGGGUGGUGCUGUCUCGGCGCAUGAACCUUGACUUGAACACGUGCCACAUGGAGGACAGUGACUUUGCGAGCGACUUUGAACUGGAUCUCCAGCCAGGCACACAACAGGUCACUGCAUUGGCCGGUUACUUUGACUGCACCUUUGAGCUACCAGUGCCUGUUGUCCUUAGCACAGCAAUGGAGGCAGAGUCCACACACUGGAAACAGACAGUAUUCUUGCUGGAAGAGCCACUCUUAUUAGCUGAAGGCGAGAAGACGGUACGAGGGCGAUUGGCGUGUCGACGGCAAGGCCGCAGGGAGCUCCUGGUCACGAUAACACUAGGGUCAACACAGCGGCAGUACAUGCUGCACUAAAGAGUUGCUGCAACUGCAGUUGAUGCUUUCUUGAAAAGGUGCCAUGUUCAUGGCAGUAUGGUGGUUUGUGCUGUGUUGGAACAGGGCAAACAUGGCCAUAGCUGCCAGAUGAACGCAACUGUUCCUCUUUGUUGCGAACAUUUGAGCCCGUGUUGUUGUUCACAUUGAACACGCGAUUUCUACAGAUCCGCAAACAGAGUGUUUGGACAUUCUGUUGCAAAGAAAAAGAGAGAUCCAUAACACAUCAGUCGCUAUACUUUAUCGGUCGUUCCUUGCAGCACUGUGUAAGCUGCAGGAUUUCUUAGCCGUUAAAAAGGGCAAAUGCCCCUCAAGAUGUGUUCUUCUGUGCUGCGUCAUCUUCUGUUUGUCCUGUUGAUACAUGCUUCCAGGCACGAGUGUUGAUGCACCAAAUGUUUUGGUGCUAUGACCAUAAGCCAUGUUUACAUGAAUGUGACUGUGGGGCUUUGCUUCAUAUAUGCAUACAGUACUCUUUCUCAGCAGUUUCUUGCAGCCUCCUUAGCCAACACUAAGGGUGAACACCCCUCUUUAUGUGUUCACUCGUGCUGUAUCGUCUGCCCUGCCUCUAGUUGGUGUUUGCUCACCAUUGUCACCAUGUACUGCACUGGAGUGUAGUAGUAAAUUAAUGCAGUGGACAAUUCGACUUUCAGGUCAUUUCGCAUUGUCAGUGCAUCACCAGUGCUAAUGCUGUUAAGUGGAAACCACCUGCAAAGUGGAGAUCGCACCUCUUUUACAGCUUGGUGUCUCCUCUGUAGGCACAGCAGCGUCAGACAAACAGCUGAUCAAAGUAAUAUAACAACAAAACAUGCCUCAUGCUUCGUGCUCUGUGUGAAGUGAGACUAAGUGAUGGCUAAUUAUACCAUUAAUUUCUUGCGGUCAGUGGAGAGCAAGUAACAAACUUGAAUUUGGGUUGAAGCAAGCGAUGUGGAUUGUGUGGGCAUUGCCAUGUUGCUAUGCGGUCCUGGUUACUGGUGGUAACAGCCAGAAUAAUUAACGGUAUACGACAUGCAUGUACAGAGGGUCUGACAUAUCGCGUAUUGCUGUAACAUGUCCCCCAAAAGCUGUAACCUCACCAACAGUUAAGACAGUUACACCCAGAACUAUAUUCUGUUAAACAAGGAUAUUGUCUCAUACCUUUCGCAGUGCUGCAAGUUACUUGUGAGAUAGAGUAUAACUUCAAAGCCCUGGGCUGAAUACUACCGUAUGGCUCAAGUGUCCUUGUGUCUUCCUCUGUCUGUAAGCGUUGUCCCUCGAACCGGCCAGUAAUGCACACAUAUUGAUUUCUUUGGCACUGCUGUGUGUUGGGUCUGCUGGUAUGCGAACUUGGAUAACAUUUUAGCUCCAGCAGACAAGGACAAAAGGGACACGUAGACACCACAAUAACUCAUUGUGGUGUGUAUGUCUCCCUUUUAUUCCAGCAUUAAAAUGUUAUCCAUGAUUUCCUUUCAUUGCAACACACUGAUUCAGUGAUUCAGACAGAAGCAUGGAUGAAUAUACAUGAACAAGUGCUUAUGUACAGAUUUUUGUGUCCAGUGACUGGUAAAAAGUUAAAGAAAAGGCAAUGUCUUUAAGUGGGACCACAAAUACUGCAAUCGAGGUGUUGUGAAUAUUUGCUGACUCUGAGAAAAUCCUGAAUGCACAUCAAGAAACAAGCGUGAAAAAGCCACUGUGUUUUCAUAUUUGUUUGAGCAUCUCAUCUUUCAGAAAUAAAGAACGAUAUAGUAGUACCAUACCUCAUUUCUGUAAGUUGCAUCAAGUGGUAUGUCUAAACCAGACAAAAUUGAUAUUAAUACUCUUCAUUCAGAAAUACCUACAUUAUAUCCUAUGUUUGUUACAAGCGCAGAUUUGUUACAUGCUAGCAUCGGCAAGAAACCUUUUAGACUUCCUUCACUAAUAUCUGGUAAUCAGUUAUAGCUGUCUUUGUUAUAUCAAACUUUGGCUGUUUCAUACAUCAAUCUGAAUUAUAUUAACUAGUUGUGAAUGGGACUUUUGCAAGGCUUGAUAGGCAAUGCGACAAUGUUAAGUAAGCCAUACCACAUUUAUAUCUGCAUUAUACAAACUACAAUAUGCUGGUUGCAUAACUAUGAAAUCUGUUUUUGAGGCAGAAUUACAGAGUUAAAAGUUAAAGAAAGUUAAAGAAAAGGCAAUGUCUUUAAGUGGGACCACAAAUACUGCAAUUGAGGUGUUGUGAAUAUUUGCUGACACUGAGAAAAUCCUGAAUGCACAUCAAGAAACAAGCACGAAAAAGCCACUGUGUUUUCAUAUUUGUUUGAGCAUCUCAUCUUUCAGAAAUAAAGAACCUUUUAGUAACUUUGUGCUUCAAGUUCAUUAAAUUUACUAAUUUUUGCACAUUGUAAUAAACAUAAAGGAACUAUAUAAAAUUUCUUAUACAGUGACUCAAAUAUACUUUCUUAAAUGCAACAAUUUUAAUUCACAAUCCAGUUAAGCGAUUGUGCAAGUGCAUUUCUGCAUUUGGCACCUAUAUUUGUAUAGGGAAAUCGGAGCUGGCCCCAAGUUAAUGCUUUCUCCUGAUAUUCUUUAUGUUCACUGCCAUUUAAUCUAGCCAUUAUUAUUAAUUUAAUUUUUUUAAUCUGAAAUUGAAAAUGUUCUGCACACAGCAGCUGUGUGUAUCACAAUUCAAAUGUAAAAGGUUCGAUGUGUUGCUGCAAGUAAAUCUUAUAUUUCAAUAAAAGUGGCCAUUACUGAA